AUGCCGCCACACGGGAAGAUUGUCCUGCCCUGCCAGGGUCCCCAGGGGCCUACUCUUAGUCAUCCAGGAACAACCUCUUCUUUGCCACUUCCCUCUGUGGUGUUUUGGGGUGCCCUCCUGUGGGCUGGCUCCCUUGCUCAUCUGGCCUGGGGGACGGGUACCUUCACUGUGGGGGUGCUGGGCCCCUGGGACUGUGACCCCAUCUUUGCCCAGGCCCUCCCUGGUGUGGCUGCCCAGCUGGCUGUGGACAGAGUCAACGGGGACCCCUCAUUGUUGCCGGGCUCACAUCUGGCUUCCGUGGUUCUGCCAACAGGCUGCCACACUCCUCAGGCCCUGGCCACAUUCCUGACCCACAAGGACACUGUGGCUGCUUUUGUGGGCCCUGUMAAUCCUGGCUACUGCCCAGCAGCCGCCCUGCUGGCACAAAGCUGGGGCAAGACCCUCUUCUCCUGGGCAUGUGGGGCUCCAGAGGGAGGCCGUGAAUCAGUGCCCACCUUGCCUUCUGCUGCCCAGGUGCUGCUGACUGUCAUGAGAUACUUUGGUUGGGCUCACUUGGCCAUUGUGUCCUCCCACCAGGACAUCUGGGUGGCCACAGCCCAGCAGCUGGCCAUGAGUUUCAGGACACAGGGGCUGCCUGUGGGGCUGGUGACCUCUCUGGGACCUGGGGAACAGGGUGCCACGGAGGUCUUACAGCAACUCUGCAGUAUGGRCGGCCUGAAAGUUGUGGUGCUGUGCAUGCACUCGGCACUGCUGGGGGGCUCCGAGCAGACCGUGCUGCUGAGCCGCGCUUGGGCUGAGGGCCUGGCGGGCGGGAGGCUGGUCUUCCUGCCCUACGACACGCUGCUCUUCCCCCUGCCCUACCACAACCGCUCCUACCAGGCCCUGGGUGACACCGGGGCCCUGCAGGAGGUCUACGAUGCAGUGCUCACUGUCACCCUGGAGUCUGGCCCCAAAGACAAGGCCUUUGCUGCUGCCAGCAUGGAUGCACAGGCGGCUGCCCACCUGCAGCCAGAGCAGGUGUCUCCUCUUUUUGGAACCAUCUAUGAUGCUGUUGUCCUGUUGGCCCAUGCCCUGAACCACUCUGGGAGCCAUGGGGCAGGGCUCUCAGGAGCUCACUUAGGGGACCAUACAGGGGCUCUCAAUGUGGCAGGCUUUAGCCAGAGGAUACGAACGGACAAGAGGGGCAGAAGGCUGGCCCAGUAUGUCAUCCUGGACACAGAUGCUAAAGGAAACCAGCUGGUACCCACCCACAUUCUGGACACAGGCACAUGGCAAGUGCAGCCACUGGGCAAGGCCAUUCACUUUCCAGGAGGGGCACCUCCAGUCCAUGACUCCAGCUGCUGGUUUGACCCCAAUACGCUGUGUAUGAGAGGUGUGCAGUCUCCUGGCAGCCUCCUCACUCUGGUGCUGGCCUGUGUCCUGGCGCUGGCAGGUGGGGCCCUUGCGUACCUCUUCAGAUUGGGCAUCCAGCAGCUGCAAUUGGCAAGGGGUCCCCAACAGAUCCUGCUGACAGCCCAGGAGCUCACCUUCCUCCAUCGGCCUCCGAGUAGAUGGAGGUUGCAGGUGGACAGUGCAAGUGAAUCGAGGAGUGUGACAGAUGGCGGGAGCCUGAGGUCAAUGGCCCAGGGGUCAGCAAGGAGCCUGUCAGCCCCCCAGGAGCCCACGAAUGUAGCCCUGUAUCAGGGAGACUGGGUUUGGCUGAAGAAGUUUGAAGCAGGCACAGCCCCUGACCUGCGCCCGAGCUGCCUCAGCCUCCUGAGAAAGAUGCGUGACAUGCGGCACGAGAACGUGGCAGCCUGCCUGGGCUUUUUCGUGGGCCCUGGGGUCAGUGCUCUGGUGCUGGAGUACUGUUCCCGGGGCAGCCUGGAGGACCUGCUGCGGAACGAGGCCCUGCAGCUCGACUGGACCUUCAAGGCCUCCCUGCUGCUGGAUCUGAUCCGCGGCAUGCGGUAUCUGCAUCACCAACAUUUCCCUCACGGCCGCCUCAAGUCCCGGAACUGUGUGGUGGAUGGACGCUUUGUGCUCAAGGUCACUGACCACGGUUAUGCGGAGCUCCUGGAUGCCCAGCGGUCUGCCCCGCCAGCUCCAGAAGAGCUACUGUGGACAGCUCCUGAGUUGCUGCGGGAACCUGGGGGGCCCCGGCAGGGCACCCUCAAAGGGGACAUCUUCAGCAUAGGCAUCAUCCUGCAGGAGGUGCUGACUCGGGGCCCACCCUACGGCGGCUUGGGUCUCCCAGCGGAAGAAAUCAUCAGAAAGGUGGCAUCUCCCCCUCCCCUGUGCCGGCCACUGGUGUCCCCUGACCUCGGGCCACCCGAGUGUAUCCAGCUAAUGAAGCAGUGCUGGGAGGAGGCUCCAGAUGACAGACCAAGCUUGGACCAGAUUUACAGCCAGUUCAAAAGCAUCAACCAAGGCAAGAAGACCAGUGYCGCUGACUCCAUGCUGUGGAUGCUGGAGAAGUACUCCCAGAACCUGGAGGGCCUGGUCCAGGAGCGGACGGAGGAGCUGGAGCUGGAGAGGCGGAAGACAGAAAGGCUGCUCUCGCAGAUGCUCCCUCCGUCUGUGGCCGAAGCUCUGAAGAUGGGAGCAACUGUGGAACCAGAGUACUUUGAUCAAGUCACCAUCUACUUCAGUGAUAUUGUGGGUUUUACCACCAUCUCAGCUCUGAGUGAGCCCAUCGAGGUGGUAGGCCUGCUCAAUGACCUCUACACAUUGUUUGAUGCUGUUUUGGGCAGUCACGAUGUCUAUAAGGUGGAGACCAUCGGGGACGCCUACAUGGUGGCAUCGGGGCUGCCCCAGCGCAAUGGGGACCGGCACGCAGCCGAGAUCGCCAACCUGGCCCUGGACCUCCUGAGCUCUGUGGGGGACUUCCGGAUGAGGCACGCGCCCGGUGUGCCUGUACACAUCAGGGCCGGCCUGCACUCAGGGCCCUGUGUGGCAGGGGUCGUGGGUCUCACCAUGCCUCGGUACUGCCUGUUUGGGGACACUGUCAACACCGCAUCCCGGAUGGAGUCCACGGGGCUGCCGUACAGAAUUCAUGCCAGCCGGAGCGCCGUGGAAGCGCUGCUCGGCCUCGAUGAGGGCUACGAAGUUGCUGUCCGGGGUCAGACUGAGCUGAAGGGGAAGGGCGUACAGGAGACCUACUGGCUGGUGGGGAAGGCAGGAUUCCCCAGACCCCUCCCCACACCGCUGCCCAUCCAACCCGGAGACCCCUGGCKGGACCUCAUCAACCAAGAAAUCAAGGCAGCCUUUGCCAGAGCCCGCCAGGGUGCAGCGGGGCCCUCGAGCUCAGAGGAGGCCCCAGCCCAGCCCUGA
Molecule: messenger RNA, 3312 nt
Organism: Urocitellus parryii (Arctic ground squirrel)
Lineage: Eukaryota; Metazoa; Chordata; Mammalia; Rodentia; Sciuridae
Product: guanylate cyclase D-like
Biological process (GO): protein phosphorylation; receptor guanylyl cyclase signaling pathway; intracellular signal transduction
Cellular component (GO): plasma membrane
Molecular function (GO): protein kinase activity; ATP binding; guanylate cyclase activity
Source: RefSeq, a predicted model, not a curated record